This is a messenger RNA of Paramacrobiotus metropolitanus, 890 nucleotides long. RefSeq lists its product as uncharacterized. NCBI's taxonomy places the organism in Eukaryota, Metazoa, Tardigrada, Eutardigrada, Parachela, Macrobiotidae. The record is from RefSeq and is a predicted model, not a curated record. The transcript has 2 exons. The coding region runs from base 165 to 503 and encodes 112 amino acids.
GUGGACCGGAGGAGUGGGUCCAUGGCGGAGAUUGGCCACCGGUAUUGUCGCCUGCAGAAUUUUGUGGGUGUUUGCCGAAGUCUGCCGGGUGACGUGCUCAGCAUGACGAACUGCGACGUUGAGUUGUGUAGCCAGGAGAUAAACCAGCAGAUGUCUGUUUAUCAAUGAAAUUUCCGGAAGCGCGGAUCAGCCUGGAGGGCCGACGUUUCGGCUGCGCUCUGUGGGAUGCGCUGGAGGCGGCGCUGGCUGUGCCGCCGGCGGCGCAGCUUGCCUGGUUGUCGCUGCAUGUAGCUGGGCUGUCCCAGCCGCCGAUAGAGCCGCCGAUAGGUGAAAAAAGGGAGAUCCUGUGGGUGUGCCAGAUAGUGAGUUCGGUGCAGACGGCAGAUCCACGUCCGGGGUCGCAUUACCACGGAAAAGAAUGGUUCGAGGCUAUCCUGGGAGAUCUGCAGUUAGAGAAACUAUCGCGCAUGUCCCUGCAUUUUCUCGCGCAAAUUAGAUCUUAAAGCGCGCACACAAGGACGAUGACAUUGACAACAUAUGAUGAAUAAGGUCACAACGCUCAACGAUCGGUGAACAGUUUCAUUUUUGUUGUGAUUAACUUUUAACAUGAGCUGGUUUGCAUCAUUUGUUAACAGUAUUUAUGUUUUUCAUUUCUGAGCUUUGUUAUGAUAAUUAAUUAUAAUCCUGUAGUUACAAUUUUAGAUAUUUCUUUGUACUUAGGAAGGAAGUACAGUAAUUUGUAAGCUUCUCAGCAGCAGCGAUCAUUGCAUUUCACUGGAAUUUUCGAAGUUACGUAAUUUGGAAAUGUACAGUACAGUUGGAAUUUUCUUCGUCAGUGACUUUUGUUGGAGGUACAACGAGAAAACGCGGCAUCGGUGGCUGGUACAAUG